Molecule: messenger RNA, 8890 nt
Organism: Anneissia japonica
Lineage: Eukaryota; Metazoa; Echinodermata; Crinoidea; Comatulida; Comatulidae
Product: thrombospondin type-1 domain-containing protein 7A-like
Exons: 11
Coding region: 1-8529 (2842 amino acids)
Molecular function (GO): calcium-dependent phospholipid binding; calcium ion binding
Source: RefSeq, a predicted model, not a curated record
AUGUAUUAUACUAAAAAUGUCGGGGCUGCUGCUCUUGGUAUCCAAGUGCUUUUUCUGUUUACUCUAUCAUCUUGCGUAUACGGAAACUGUAUAGAGGAAGAUUGCGUGUUUACUAAGUGGUCGGAUUGGGCUGGUUGUAUUUGCUCAGUAUGCGACGAAUCGGGCGAAACGAAACAAAGUUGCUUCCGAACAAGAGAGCUAGUAGAUCAUGCAGACGGAUGUCAUAGUGAGUGCGGCGAAACAUUCGAAUCUGGAUGCGUUGGUCAGUGUUGUAACGCGUUCUGUGCGGUGACGAGUUGGAACAAGUGGUCAGUAUGUAAAUGUUCAGGAGGCGAGUUUUCUGGGAGACAGUUUCGGAACCGAACGAGUGUAGAUGGACAAUGUUCAGUACCAUGUGAUAUAAUGAAUGAAGAGAGGACUUGUAAUGAUGUAUGCUGUCCAUUUGAUUGUCAACUUGGAGAAUGGAGUGACUGGUCAAAAUGCACAGUUGAAUGCGCUACCCAGGUAGGCUAUAGAACGCGCGAAAGGAACAUGAUACAGGGAUCAUGUGGUGGAUAUAUGUGCUCAAUGUUUGAUGCCUCAGAGGUAGUAUCGUGUAGCGGUGCAUGCGUACUAUCAGAUUGGUCUACCUGGAAUUGCACAUGUGAACCAUGUAUGGGUAACUCGACGGUUAUUUAUGAUCACUGCGUCCGAACAAGGACAAUUCCAGUCAAUUGUAAUGCUAAAUGUGGUGAACCUAUUGAGGAAAUUUGCUUUGAGGGAGAAUGCUGCGAUUCUGAUUGUGAACUGAAUAAUUGGAGUGAGUGGUCAGAAUGCUCUGCGCCAUGUGAUUCUGUAGACAUUGGACAGCAGACACGAACUCGUUCACACAUCGUUCAAUGCGCCGGUCGACCAUGCCAGAGUUUAGAAGAAUCACGUUUCUGCAACGCAUCAUGUUGUGCAAUCCAUUGCAGUGUUGAGGAGUGGGGUGAGUGGGCGGAGUGUACUGCACAUUGUGAGUCUGAUACUGGAACACAAAUACGUACCCGACACGUAAAUGAAGGUUCAUGUGGAGGAUCGAUCUGUAUCGAUGAUGAUUGGUAUGAUAUAAGAUCAUGCCAAGGAGCAUGUCGACUAGAUACCUGGUCGGAAUGGGUAUGUCUUUGCUCUCCUUGUGAUGAAAAUGAUCCGGAUAGUCUUCACAGGGAAUGCUCCAGACGGAGAAAUGAGAUACAUUCAGAAUUAUGUGAUGGCAGCUGCGGAAGUCUCGCCGAAUACAAAUGUCAAGGGGAUUGCUGCGACGAGUUGUGUACAGUAGGUGAAUGGAGCGAAUGGACAUUAUGUGAUGCACCAUGCGGAAUAGACAAAAAAGGAAAUACAACAAGAACACGCCAGCCCUCUGAGUCUUGCAUUAACGUGCCUUGUGAUAGCGUAUUGGAGAAAAAAGAAUGCUUUACAUCUCACUGUUGUCCGGAAAAUUGCAUAGUUCUUUCAUGGGAGUCUUGGUCGUCAUGUAGCAGUGAUUGUUCGGUUAACGAAGGUACUCGAGUAAGAUACCGUCCGUUUAUUCAAGGUUUUUGCAAUGGCACACUUUGCACAGAAGGAGAUCGUUUCGAGAUUGAAAGUUGUAAAGGCAACUGUAACAUCAGUAGUUGGUCGGAGUGGUCAUGUGAUUGUCAGACAUGCUCGAAACGAAACCAAAGCGUAUUGUACAACUACUGCUCAAGAAAUAGAACAGUUCCUGCUUCUGAAGAAUGCAGUUUUUGUAAUGAUUAUGAAACAAUUUGCAGAGAUUUUGACGAGGAGUGUUGUAAUUAUUCUUGUAUCGCAGAGGAAUGGUCCACAUGGACAGCAUGUACAGUAGGUUGUGAAUCAGAUGUGAAUGGCACACAGGAACGAACACGCCAAGUAAGUGGUUCAUGCACCGGUCGGCCGUGCUUUGAUGUCUUUAUUCAACGGCAGUGUGGGUACGAAUGCUGUUUAACAAACUGCACAUUAGGAAGUUGGGAGAAUUGGUCAGUUUGCAGCAGUGGAUGUAGUAGCAUUAUGGGCUCGCAAGUGCGAUUCAGAGAUAUUAUUCAAGGAUCAUGCGGAGGGCAAAUGUGCUCUGAGACAGAAGCAAUAGACGUUCGUAGCUGUUAUGGUAAUUGUGAGGUCUCAUCUUGGUCUCAGUGGAAUUGUGCGUGCAGCUCCUGCUCAUCUAGCAACCCGAGUCUCCAUAACGAUUGUCUGCGAACACGCACAGAGAUUAUUUCUAAUGAUUGCAAAGGUUCAGAUCCUUGUGGAAGUUUAUACGAACGCACUUGCUCUGGAAAUUGUUGUAAUGAGUUAUGUAAUAUAUUACCUUGGAGUCAGUGGACAGAGUGUUCAGCCCCAUGUAUGACAGGCACUACAGGGUAUGAGUUUAGGGAGCGGAGUAUUGAUGGUAUAUGUAUGUCAGAUCCAUGUGAAACAUUAUUUGAAAACAGAACAUGUGCUGCUUUGUCUUGUUGUCCUUUAAACUGUACCUUAGGCGAAUGGGGAAAUUGGUCUGCAUGUUCGAGUCUUUGUAAUGACGAAGAAGGCUACAGAGUGAGGUAUAGAGAUUACGACCAAGGUUAUUGUGGAGGCAAAAUGUGUACCGAUGAACAUUCAUAUGAGGUAGAUAUAUGCAGAGGUGAUUGUACACUGUCGCCUUGGAGUACGUGGGCAUGUAUGUGUGAGUUAUGCAAUGACGGGGAUGCCAAGUUACAUGAAUCGUGCGUUCGAGAAAGGUUUCAUGUGGUUUCUGAUAACUGUAUAAGUACAAAUAUAUGUGGAGCCUUGGAAGAGUACGGAUGCUUUGAUGUGUGUUGUGACGAGUUCUGUGCCGUGAGUGAAUGGGAGGAAUGGAGUAAUUGUAGUGCUCCAUGUGGCACAGACAUUAUAGGAGAGCAAACCAGAAAGCGUACUCCUAUUGGACUUUGUCAAAGUGAUCCUUGCUAUAAUUUAACGGAGAUUAGAUCGUGCCUUCCUGGGUGUUGUCCAGUAGAUUGUUGGAUGGAUGAGUGGAGUGAAUGGUUCUCGUGUUCAACAUCUUGUCAACAUGUCACAGGAAUACAAGUACGUGCAAGAGAUAUAGAGCAAUCGUACUGUGGUGGAAUAAACUGCACACUUGACGACAGCUAUGAAACACGUCCAUGCCACGGUGAAUGUGUACUCUCAGAAUGGUCGUCGUGGAACUGCACAUGCUCUAUUUGCGAUUCUAAAGAUAUCAAUCUGCACGAGGAAUGUUCUAGAACACGUCUUGAGGUCAAUCCUGAAAUAUGUAAUAACGCAUGUGGUGAAUUAUUGGAGAUUACGUGUUCUAAUGACGCUUGCUGUGACGAAUAUUGUGAACUGAGUCAAUGGUCUGAGUGGUCGGAAUGCGAUGCUACUUGCGGAACCAAUGUGACUGGAUUCAUAACCAGAACAAAGCAACCCAUAGCGGCGUGCUUUUCAAAUCCUUGUGGAGCUGUCUACGAGUCAAAAGAAUGUUUAGGUCCAGAAUGUUGUCCCACAGAUUGCCAAAUGGACGAGUGGGGUCUAUGGUCAACAUGCUCAUCGUCAUGUUCUGACAAGAGUGGUUUAACAUACCGCAUUAGAAAAAUAAUUCAAGGGUCAUGUGGUGGCGAUCUUUGUACAGAGGAUGCUGGGAUUGAAAUUUCUUCUUGUUAUGGAAAUUGCUCUCUUAGUGAAUGGACAGACUGGGAUUGUAAAUGUGACUUCUGUGAUCAAAAUGGAAUCUUGAAACAUGACUGCAUUCGCCAGAGAUAUGAAAUUGAACCAGCUUACUGUACCAACGCGUUAUGUGGAUCGUUGGUUGAACGUGUGUGCUCUGAUGAAUGCUGUGAUGAUUUUUGUAUUUUGGGUGAAUGGUCAGAUUGGUCAUCUUGUAUUCUUGAUUGCAAUACGAGCAACGCUGCUUUAAAAGAACGACAAAGAGAACCUCUUAUUUGGUGUCUUGCUCCAUCUUGCAAUUUGACUAUCGAUACUUCCGUCUGCAACGACUCUUGUUGCCCCGUAGACUGUUUUCUAGGAAACUGGAAUGAGUGGUUGCCAUGCUCAUCGAAAUGCUCUGACUCGUUGGGUAUACAAACUCGUGAAAGAAGUAUGUUACAGGGAACAUGUGGUGGAAUAAUAUGUUCUGUGGAAUCACCAUAUGAAACACGAGUUUGUUAUGGUGAUUGUGAGGUAGGUUCUUGGUCUGAAUGGGAAUGUAACUGCAAAUAUUGUAAUCCAACAUCUCAGAGUAUGUUUAAAAACUGUACACGAGAACGAGCAGAGAUACUAGAUGACUUUUGCAAUGAUCAUUGUAAUACCAUAGAAAUAAAAUGUACGGAUGCCUGCUGUGAUGACUCAUGCCUUGUACAUUCAUGGUCGGAUUGGACUGAAUGCACUGCAUCAUGCGGAAUGAACGGUACUUCUUUACAAGAAAGAUUUCGUAAUUCAUCAUUUGAUUGUGUUGGCCUACCCUGUGACGAGUUGCAUGAGACACGUAUCUGUUAUAGCUCAGAGUGCUGUCCUGUUAACUGUACAAUCGGUGAUUGGUCGCAGUGGACCGUAUGUUCAGCGCAGUGUUCCGGGGAUUACGGCAUGCAGCAUCGUGUACGCGAACUACAGAACGGAUCAUGUGGGGGAACUGUCUGUGACCCAUCUGAAAACCAGAUAGAUAGAAGGUCAUGCACAGGAGAAUGUCAGGUUUCAGAGUGGUCUUUGUGGAGUUGUGAAUGUGGUUAUUGUUACGGUUACAACUAUUCAAGGCUAAAUUGCAAUCGACACCGAUCAAUUAUUGACCAAGGAAUCUGCCUAGCAACAACGUGUAAUCUUGAAGAAAUCAUUUGCGGUGAGGUAUGUUGUGACGAACAAUGUGUCCUCAGUGAGUGGAGCAAUUGGUCAAAUUGUUCCAAGUCAUGUGACACACUUGAACCGGGAACAAUAUUCAGAGAACGCUACAUUAUUAAUGAAUGUAACACUGACCCAUGUGAUGUAAUGUACGAAGAGGAGGAGUGCUAUCCAACUUGCUGUCCUCAAGACUGUGAAAUUGGGAGCUGGAGUACAUGGUCGCAAUGCAGUGUGCUUUGCUACUUUGAAGUCGGAAUUUCUUAUCGAACUAGAGAAAUAGUGAAAGAGAUUUGUGGUGGACGAUCAUGUGACCUAAAUGACACCUAUGUAUACCAGGUUGAACAAUGUUCAGGCUCGUGCGGAUUUUAUGAAUGGAGUGACUGGACGUGUGAGUGCGUUCCCUGUAACACAACUAGUGACAAUCUGUACCAAAACUGUACACGGACAAGAAACGAGACCAGUCCAGAUACCUGUAACGGGAGCUGUGGCUACACAAUUGAAAGAAAGUGUAUGGACCAAUGUUGCGAUCCUGAUUGCAGUCUGACAGAUUGGAGCUCUUGGGGUUCAUGCAGCUUAGAAUGUGGUGUGACAGGACAAGGUUAUCAAAUGCGAUAUCGGACGGUUAACAAUGCCUCAUGUGUAGCUGAUCCAUGCGCUCCAUUGAUUGAAAAGCAAAGCUGCUUUUCAGAAUGCUGCCCAGUCAAUUGCUCUAUAAGCUCUUGGUCAAACUGGAGUAACUGUUCUACUCAUUGUUCCACCGAAGUAGGAAAUAAGCGUAGAUAUAGAACCAUAGUUCACGCUGAAUGUGGUGGAAUUGAAUGUACUGACUUUAAAGAUGAAGAAAUUAUUGAGUGCAGUGGUACGUGUAUGUUAUCAGACUGGAGUUCAUGGUCAUGCGCAUGCUUUGUGUGUAGCCAAGAUGAUCAACUUCUCCAUAAUAUGUGUACGCGAUUUAGAGAUCAAUCUCAAGAAUGCAUCGAUUUUGAAUCCUGUGGCACCCUUCAAGAAGAAUAUUGCGGUGAAGAAUGUUGUGACAACUUUUGUUUUGUGGGUGAAUGGAGUACAUGGACAGAAUGCUCAUCACCAUGUGACAGUGAAACUAUUGGAUCACAAAAUAGAACGAGGCUUCAGAUAUCACAGUUUUGCUUGGGACCUCCGUGUGAUGAUAUGUUUGAAACUAGAUUGUGCAACUCUGCCUGCUGUCCUCGGGACUGUAUGCUUCUAGAAUGGAGCGAAUGGUCGGAAUGCUCUUCCGAUUGCUCUGCGUUAAAUGGGACAAGAAGCAGAACACGUGAUUUUAUUCAAGAAGCAUGUGGAGGUAUUACCUGUGAUGAUGCAUUACAGGAUACAGAUACGUGUUCAGGUGCAUGUGUUUUAAGUGACUGGACCUCGUGGAGUUGUCAGUGUAACUUCUGUUCGUCGGACGAUAUUUUACUAUCUGAAAUUUGUUCCAGGCAACGUACAGAGACGAAUGCCAAUUGCAGCGGCCAAUGUGGUGAUCUGACCGAAAGUACUUGCGGAGAAGAAUGUUGUGACGAGUUUUGUUAUGUUAAUGAAUGGACAGAGUGGUCUGCAUGUAAUGCUACAUGUGAAGAGAUUAUCAAUGGAAUACGAGUUCGGACAAGAGAGCGACAAUCAGGCUUCUGUCUUGGUAAACCUUGUGAAGAGAUAGACGAAUAUGAGCUAUGCUCUAUUGAAUGUUGUCCCACAGAUUGCAAUGCUGGUGAAUGGUCAACCUGGACCGAAUGUUCAACUUUGUGCACUCUGUCUACGGGGAUUCAGUUAAGAACAAGAAAUAUUACAGAAGCCAAAUGUGGGGGAAUAUGCCAGAUAAAUUUGAAUGAAAGCGAGGAAAGAAACUGUACAGGAGAUUGUCAACUUAGUAACUGGAGUUCCUGGAGAUGCUCUUGUGUAUUCUGUAAUCCCCAAUUAUUUACAUUGUACAGCCUCUGCCAACGGACUAGGACCGAACACGGUGUAUGCAAUGGUGAAUGCGGAGAACUGAUUGAAGAAGAAUGUCUUGAGCCAUGCUGCGAUGAGUUUUGUUCAACGAAUGAGUGGAGUUCGUGGAGUAAUUGUAGUAAUGGUGUAUCUAUACGGAAUAGAAAUGUGAUAUCGAGUUUUUGCGUCGGUGACCCGUGCGGAGGAAUAAUGGAAGAAAAGAUAUGUCUAGACACCUGCUGUAUGUACACAGAGUGGACAGCUUGGACUAACUGUUCAACUGCAUGCGCUGAAAAUGUUGGAACUCAGUCCAGAAUUAGGUUUACAGAUAGUUCAUGUGAAAAUAAUGUUUGCAAUGGUACAACUGAAGAAAAUCGAUCCUGCAGUGGAAAUUGCCAGCCUACCGCUUGGACUUUGUGGCACUGUACAUGUACAUUUUGUAAUCCAGACUCCCAGGUUCUCUUUAAUGAUUGCCGUAGGUCUCGGAAUGAUGAUAUUAAGGUAUGGUGUUCAGGAGCAUGUGGACCAAUAGAGCAAACAAACUGUUCGGUCGAAUGUUGUGACGAAUUCUGUUUCUGGUCGGAAUGGACAAACUGGUCUGAAUGUCAACAAAAUGAAAGAACGCGCACGCGAAGCCAAUCAUCAACUUUCUGCAUUGGGUCACCCUGUGGGUCUCCUAGUGACAUCGAAGCGUGUAUUACUCAAACAGUAGGGAACUUGACACAGACGAUUCCAGAAGCGACUACAGUAAAUAUUACGACGCAUUCACUGAUCGACCAAUUUAGUAAUAUAUGUGGUUCUAUAUCUUGGAGCACAUGGAGUGGAUGUUACUCACCUUGUAAUGAUGUGAUUCCGUAUCAAUAUCGUAAUCGACAGCUGGUUCCGAGGAUGUGUAACAUUAGCCCUUGUAUUGAAAGCGAAGAGGAAACGCGACUUUGUCAGGGAACCUUUAAAUCACGAGAAAAAGUGGAGUUUGAUGUACACCAAAAAUUGGCUGCCCUGCAUAAUGCGUCAACUGAAAAUGCUGACACUACAAUAAGCAGAUUCUUUUCCGUUUUGAAUAUGAGAGAAAGGAUAUUGAUACACGACAAACAUCUCGCCGCUUUUGGAUAUACACUGGACGAAUACCUAAAAAAUGUUUCUUCAAGUGACACCCAUGCCUGCAUCAGUAUGCUACUGGAAAAUGCCAUGGAAUCCAUGGUGCGGCUUCUGCACAAUCUGACUUCAAACACAUUCGACGCAGAAUCGGUCCUUGAGAUAAUGAUAACUCUUACCAGUCAGGAAAUAUCAACCGUACAAGAAUCAUUCCUCCAAGAGUACAAUGCGAGUAUCCAUUCAAAAAUUGCAACAAGUGGAAAUACUACAACUCUGGAAAUAUUGAUAUUGUCCUUGUUCAUGGGAAUGCGGGCUGAGACGACAGUAGCAAGCGCCUCACAAAUAAUUGAAGACGUGAAGUUGAUUACAGAAGGUACCGACGUAGAUGUUCAAAGUGUUCUCGUUAUCCGAAGUUUUGAAGACAUUCGAAGAAUUUACGAUGAGUUUGCAUCAUUACAUGGUGAUCUAAUUGAAUUCUUGGCUAGCGAAUUGGAAGAAGUUUAUACGAUUGGAUACAUUAAAAUUGUUGAGUAUGCCAGGAGCAGUGUUGAUUACUGGGCAGCCGUUAUCCAUCGCUUGGUAAACGUAACGCCAUUUCCAACGCGUCAACUUACGCAAAUACUCGCACAGCGAGCAGAGGUAAUUCAUGUAACUGUAAUUAUUUAUAUCUGAUCUAAAUUGAUAAUGUAUCGUCUAAUUAUGGAAUUGUAUUAGUUAUCAAUAAUGAAGUCCUCAUGCAUGUAUCACUGACAAAAAGGAGCUCCAAAAUAUAAUGUUUGUAUUUUAAAGUUGUUACGCUAUGUUUAACGUUCAUCCAUUGAUAUUAUUCAUGGGAUCAAUCAAGUCUUUAACUAUAUUAUUAAUUACUGGUGUUGGAGUGAUAACAGAUCAUUGGAAUGUGAUUAUUCAUAAGACAGUAAUGAUAAUACAUAUUCAAAUAAACCCAAUAACAUUUAAAUGAUAAUAAUAAGGUAAAUAAUAAUAAUAAUAAUAAUAAUAAUAAUAAUAAUAAUAAUAAUAAUAAUAAUAAUAA